Rosa chinensis is the source of this 1407-nucleotide messenger RNA. Its product is annotated as pentatricopeptide repeat-containing protein At3g22470, mitochondrial-like. NCBI's taxonomy places the organism in Eukaryota, Viridiplantae, Streptophyta, Magnoliopsida, Rosales, Rosaceae. The coding region runs from base 1 to 1407 and encodes 468 amino acids. The record is from RefSeq and is a predicted model, not a curated record. Gene Ontology annotation, molecular function: protein binding. The transcript has a single exon.
AUGGGGUUUGCCUUAUCUGUCUUUGCACAAUUCUUCAAAUUGGGUCUUCAACCAAAUGUUAUUACCUUCACCACUCUAAUUAACGGCUUUGUUCUCCACAAUCAAGUGCCUGAGGCUGCUCGAAUUUUCACCAAAAUGCUAGAGGCAGGUCAUUGUAAGCCCAAUGUGUUUACUUUCAGCACACUAAUUAAGGGCUUUUGCAACAUGGGAAACAACAGUGCGGCUAUUCAGUUACUUGGGAAGAUGGAAGAAAGAGGUUGCGAGCCUAACAUAGUUUCAUAUAGCACCAUAAUCGACAGUCUUUGCAAGGAUACACUAAUUGAUGAAGCAUUGACCCUCUUCUCAGAAAUGAUCAGUAGAGGUAUUGCUCCAAACGUUGUUACUUACACCUCUUUGAUUCAAGGAGUUUGCAAUAUAGGCCAGUGGAAACAAGCUACGAGGUUGUUGAAUGAAAUGGUGAGUAAAGCUAUCUUUCCAGAUGUAGUCACCUUCAGUGUCUUGGUUGAUACUCUUUGUAAAGAAGGGAUGGUUGUGGAAGCCAAGACUGUGGUUGACAUGAUGAUUCAGAGACAUAUUGAGCCUGACACGGUUACAUACAAUUCCCUUAUGGAUGGUUACUGUUUGCGAGGAGAAAUGUACGAGGCAAGACAAGUUUUUGAUCUUAUGGUUAGCAAGGGCUCCAUGGUUAAUGUUCAGAGUUGUAACAUAUUGAUAAACGGAUACUGUAAGCAGAAAAAGAUCGAUGAGGCUAACAAGAGUUUCAAGGAAAUGCAUCGCCUGGAGCUAGUUCCCAAUACUGUUACUUAUACCACUCUUAUUGAUGGUCUUUGCAAAGCGGGCAGAAUUCAAGCAGCAGAAGAGUUGUUCUCUGAGAUGCAAAGUUGUGGCCAGCUUCCAAAUGUUCAAACUUAUGCGGUGAUGCUUGAUGGCCUGUGUAACAACCAGCAACUUUCUACGGCUUUAGAAUUGCUUAGAGAGCUGGAAGCCAGAAAACUGGAACUCAGUAUUGUAAUUUACAAUAUUAUUAUUGAAGGUUUGUGCAAAGCUGGAGAAGUUCAGUCUGCAAAAGAUCUCUUCUGUGGGUUGUCAUCAAAAGGACUUCAACCCGAUGUGAGAACAUACACUAUAAUGAUUCAGGGCCUUUGUCAUCAUGGCUUAAUAAUUGAAGCAGAAAAGUUGCUGAGAGAAAUGGGAGGGAAAGGAUGUUCUCCGGAUGGUUGCACCUAUAACACCAUUAUCCGAGGUUUUAUCAAUAACAAGGAGACAUCAAGGGCUACGAGACUUGUUCAAGAAAUGCUUGAGAGGGGUUUCUCUGCAGAUGCAUCGACUAUGGAAUUGAUUGUUGAUUUAUUGUCGAAGGAUGCAGUAGAUCCUGGUUUAUUAGCAUUGCUUAAAGAUUCAGCCUGA